AAAUUGGGUUGUGUUAACACUUAGCUGUUAGUUUAGGUUCCUUUUGAGGUUUGUGACUUCCUAUUACUGCAAUUGUACGCCCAUGAGGCUAGUGCCGGGUACUGUGUCAUACACAUGACACAGAUCUCAUCAGCCUUCAAACAGAAUAACAGAUCUCAGCAGUGUGAAGCAAAAGGGAGUUAAAGGACAUCAGCUCACUACAACGUUAAGACAUUUGUCCUCUAAGAUGAUGGGCUGUCCUGAGCAGAUAGAAACAAAUGCCAGCAUGUUUUACACAUCAAACCAAACCAAGAUGAGUUCCUUGAGCGUGUUCGCCAUUUCCCUCCAUGGCUUGUUCUCUACCAUUGGCAUCAUAGAAAACCUCCUCAUCCUCGGAGUAGUGGGCUUCCAUGUCCGUCGCUCUGUCAUCAGCGUCUGGAUCCUGAACCUCGCAGCCUCGGACCUGCUGGCCACCGCCUCCCUGCCCUUCUUCACCCUCUACAUGGCCCGCGGUAACACCUGGACCCUGGGCACAAACUUCUGCCGCCUCCAUUCCUCCAUCUUCUUUCUCAACAUGUUUGUCAGUGGCUUCUUGCUGGCGGCCAUUUCUAUGGACCGCUGCCUGGUGGUGCUGAAACCCGUCUGGGCUCAGAACUACAGGAAUGUCCAACGUGUGGGGAAGGUAUGUGUGGUGAUUUGGGCCUUGGCUGUCCUCUUCACAAUCCCCUUCUACAUAUUCCGUGACACCAUUCCCCUAGGUAACGGCAAGAUCCUAUGUUACUACAAUUAUGCUCGACUCCUCCCUGCUAAACUAUCUAACCUGGGGUCUUUAUGUAAGGAACGCAAGGAGGCCUUGGCCUUUAUGAAGUUCUUUCUAGCUUUCCUGAUCCCUCUACUGAUCAUCAUCCUCAGCUAUGUUGCUGUGAACAACCAAUUGGCGCGCAGAGGCUGCCGACGCCCUUUCCGUUUUGUUAGGCUCGUAGUGGCCGUGGUGGUGAGCUUCGUACUCUGCUGGGCUCCGUACCACAUCUUCAUCAUCAUGGAGGUGAUGGCCCCCAGGAAACAUCCUGCACAGAUAUUUGCAAGCCAUGCUCUCCCAAUCUCAGCAACCAUCAGCUUCCUUAACAGUGUCCUUAACCCCAUUCUGUAUGUGUUCAGCUGCCCUGACCUGUGCAAGAAGAUUAGACAUUCCCUGGGUGCGGUGAUGGAGAGCGUUCUGGCUGAGGAUCUGGCAGAGUUCGCCCGACGCCGCAGCACCGCUCGCAGCUCUAUCAGCACGUCCGAGAUGGUGUUGAAGCAGAGACAUUCUCUGACAACCUUGACAGGAAAGGACCAGGAGCAGACUAAAAGUCUUGCUGACUCUGCUCUGAACUCAUCGAAAGCGUAACGUGAAUUUUUUAAAUAGUAGCGAAGCUUUUAUUUACUUCUUUGGAACAGGCUUUAUUUGUAAUUUUGUAGUUUUCUAUCUAUAUUUGAUCACAUUUUACUAAGAAUUUGAAUUUGCUGUUGAUGAUGUGUCUUUACAUAAAUUGAGGAUACUUUUAACCGCAAAGCAUCACUCUCAUCAGUACAACAGAGUACAACAUAAGUUCAAGAAGGCGCAGAUCUCUCCAGUUGCCUCUCCAUCAGCUACGCAAAAUUUAUGCUGAUAUUUUUUUAAUUUUAUAAAUAUUAGUUGUGCCUAAUGUGGUGAUGUGCCGAUCUGACGGCCAAAUUCUGCUUUAUGAUGAAUCAGGCACAAGUUGUAUGAGCUGAUGGGAUAACAUUUCACUGGAAUUGUACCACAAACAAUUUCAUGUGACAAAUAAAAUUGAUUGACUGACUGAUGGAUUCAGUCAUUUCAUACUCGCCAAUCUGCGACUGCGAAAUACUGUUUUCAUUGACCUCCUGUUGCUUCUUAAUUCUCUUUGCUUCAAUUUUGUUUUGUUUUAGUCGAUGUUAAACUGUAUUUCCUGCACCAAUGUUUUAAAUUAAAACCCAUGCAGGAAUUCUGAUGGUUGCAUGAUUCACCAUUUGAACUCGAUGGGCAAAGCUAUUGAAAGUGAAUAGAGGUGAGCAGAUAGGCAAUGGAGCAAUUUAUUCACAAUUUAUCCCAAACAAAUUAAUUCUGAAUAAAUAUCCUAAAAAGAAAAUGUCCUUAGAUCAUUAUAUUUAACAUAAUUAACUAAGAAAUGCUCCCAAGUCAACCGAGAAGCUCAGUUGGCAUAACUCCUUACGUUCUAGGUAGGCUUUUAAUUUGAAACAUAGGCAUUUAAUUUCAUUAAAUUAAUAGAAACCUAAUCAUUUUCACAAGUAAAAUCCACUGGACUGUUGUUGUACUGAUGGAAUUAAGGGUGUAGAAAUGUACAUUAUGCUGAAUUUCUUAUCUGAGCCUUUAGAUCCCAAGUCUUUCAAUCCCUCCUCAAUAUUUUCUACCUGAUCUUUAUUAGCGAUAGAGCUUUAUUUGUUUGUGCUGGCAACAGCCCCUACUGUUAUGACCAUGAUGUUUCUUCAAAUUGCUUAUCAGACUCACUGUAGCAUACAUUGUUCAAGGAUUUACUCAGUAUUACUCUACAGUGUGUACUCUUAAACCUUCAACUGAAUGCUGACUGCUGGAACAAGCAUACAGCAUUCUGCAUGAUUUUGUUGUUGUUGUUGUUUUUUUUACUUGGAUGCUUGAUCAAUGUUUAUAGUUUGUUGAAUGGCCCAUACAUUUUUGCAUCAUUUUUUGUUUAUGGCUUUGUAGAAAGAGUUUGGACUAUAAGUCACAGAUACAUGAGGUGUCUCUCAUCAGUAUCUGCAGGAGCUGACGAGCUAUUGUGGAAAUAUGGAGAAACGGUAUGCUCUUCUUUUUUUUUAUUAUUAUAAAUUUGCCCACUGUGCUUAUCAUAGAGAAUAGAUGUCUUUGUCCAUUAUUGCAUUCCAUUCAUGUAAUAUCUAAACGUUUUAAUGCUGUUUUACAAACAUUAAUAAACCAACAAGAAAAGCA
Molecule: messenger RNA, 2947 nt
Organism: Sander lucioperca (pikeperch)
Lineage: Eukaryota; Metazoa; Chordata; Actinopteri; Perciformes; Percidae
Product: prostaglandin D2 receptor 2
Exons: 2
Coding region: 227-1366 (379 amino acids)
Biological process (GO): inflammatory response; positive regulation of cytosolic calcium ion concentration; complement receptor mediated signaling pathway
Cellular component (GO): plasma membrane
Molecular function (GO): complement receptor activity; G protein-coupled receptor activity
Source: RefSeq, a predicted model, not a curated record